Messenger RNA from Olea europaea var. sylvestris, 1255 nucleotides. RefSeq lists its product as uncharacterized. Lineage: Eukaryota; Viridiplantae; Streptophyta; Magnoliopsida; Lamiales; Oleaceae. Bases 77 to 937 code for a protein of 286 amino acids. The record is from RefSeq and is a predicted model, not a curated record. Gene Ontology annotation, molecular function: nucleic acid binding; zinc ion binding. The transcript has 3 exons.
UUUAUUUGAGACAUAUUAUCCACCAUUUUAUCGCGACGCAAAGCAAAACGAAUUUUUAAGAUUGGUUCAGGGGUCUAUGACAAUUGCUGAAUAUCAUGUAAAGUUUGUUGAAUUGUCUAAAUAUGCAAGUGCUUUGGUUGCUGAGGAGAGAGAUAGGUGUAGACGGUUCGAGCAAGGGUUGAGAGCUGAAAUUCGACCUAUGGUUACUGCUCAUGGGCAUCAAAAUUUUGGUUUGUUGGUUGAGGCGCCAUUAAGAGUUGAGACAGCUAUUCGUGAAGGGAGUAAUCAAGGAGCACAGGUGACCUUUCGAGGUGGUAGUAGUCAAUCAGGAGCUUCAGGAGAAAGGUUCAAGAAGAACAGAAAGGGAUUUUGGCCAGGUGCCACUAAAUCUGGCAAUUUUAAAUCUAAGUCUGGGAGUUCUAGCUCUAGUCAAGGAUCAAGACAUAGCCAGAGUUUUGGACAGCAGUCAGUGGGAAGCCAUUCUUUUAUACAGGGUCCUUCACAGAGAAUUCAAGGAGCGAGACAGAUUGAGGUUUCUGAUCAUAGGAGCUUUCCACAGUGCCAGUCUUGUGGGAAGUUUCAUCCAGGCGAGUGUCUUCGAGGGGUUGGAGUUUGUUAUCAGUGUGGUCAGAUGGGACACAUAAGGAAGGAUUGUCUAGCUAGAUCUCAGCAGAUUGGAACAUCUCAGAUAGUAUCUCCUCAGCCAGGGAUCGGUACGACCAGACAGAACAGGGAUCAAAGAGCUCCAUCAGCAGGGUCGAUGGGGAACACACAAUCUAAUUCUGGUAGGGAUAGUGCUUCUAGACAGGGAGCUCAGGCAGGUCGAUCCAGGACUCAGGGCAAGGUGUUUGCUAUGACACAGCAGGAGGCAGAGGAGUCACCAGAUGUGGUAGUGGGAAGUAACGAGGCGAUUGGAAACGUCUAUCAGCCUAUCUAGCUUGUAGCUCAUACCUUGAGAAGGUCGAUUUUGAGAUAUUUGGGAAAGCCUGCUGAAGCAAAAGAGACCGUUUCAUAAGUAUGUAACGAAUAGUUGGGGAACUUAUGUUUAUUAAAUAAUUGUCUAAUUUUGGAUGACAAGCAUAUUUGUAGAAGGGUUUGUAAGUGAUGUAAUACUUGCAUGUUGACAUGAUGAUGUUGCAGAAACACUCAGUCGAAUUUUGUUAUAUUCUGUAAUAGUUGUGGUGGUAUUAGAGGAAGUGGUGGUUUCCAAAACUUUUGGUUUAAAUGUCUAUUUGAGAUUUUGAUGAUUUUUCAA